UCGCUCUUCAAGUCAAAUCGUGGAACACUUUCUGGUUACUUUCUGGCCGGUCGCUUCAUGACUUGGCUGCCGGUGGGUGCCUCUUUAUUCGCCAGCAACAUUGGCAGUGAACACUUCAUUGGCCUGGCUGGUUCUGGGGCAGCUAGAGGUAUUGGAAUCGGAGCAUUUGAACUUAAUGCUUGCCUCCUAUUGCAGCUUCUCGGAUGGGUCUUCUUGCCCGUAUUCAUCGCUAGCGGAGUUGGUCAAUGCUCCCUUUUCUUUUUAGUUUUUCCUCAUUCUAAAACCUGUUUGACUUAUUACUUUGGCUUCCGAUGA
This is a messenger RNA of Protopolystoma xenopodis, 315 nucleotides long. The record is from the annotation of a GenBank genome assembly. Lineage: Eukaryota; Metazoa; Platyhelminthes; Monogenea; Polystomatidea; Polystomatidae.